Molecule: messenger RNA, 464 nt
Organism: Aspergillus ruber CBS 135680
Lineage: Eukaryota; Fungi; Ascomycota; Eurotiomycetes; Eurotiales; Aspergillaceae
Gene: rpp1
Product: ribosomal protein P1
Exons: 3
Coding region: 6-329 (107 amino acids)
Biological process (GO): cytoplasmic translation; translational elongation
Cellular component (GO): ribosome; cytosolic large ribosomal subunit
Molecular function (GO): protein kinase activator activity; ribonucleoprotein complex binding; structural constituent of ribosome
Source: RefSeq, a predicted model, not a curated record
CCACCAUGUCUACUGCCGAGCUCGCUUGCUCCUACGCGGCCCUCAUCCUCGCCGAUGACGGUGUCGAGGUUACCGCCGACAAGCUCCAGACCCUCCUCGGUGCCGCUAAGGUCCAGGAAGUCGAGCCCAUCUGGACUUCCAUCUUCGCUAAGGCUCUCGAGGGCAAGGAUAUCAAGGAGCUCCUGACCAACGUUGGCUCUGGUGGCCCCGCCGCUCCCGCCGGCGCUGGUGGUGCCGCCGAGGCCCCCGCCGAGGCUGCUGCUGAGGAGAAGAAGGAGGAGGAGAAGGAGGAGUCCGACGAGGACAUGGGCUUCGGUCUUUUCGACUAAGCGUCUCGUUUGCUCUCUUCCGUGUUUCUCGUUUUUUUCUGUCUCCUUUUAACGUCAACCCCCUCGUAUCCGAUAUUACGCCCUGCACGAAGACCGAAAUGGGAAAAGAAAAAAGAAGAUUAUACGGACAAGGAC